ACAUGGCGGUGAAUCUGAAAUGUGUUCUGCUCACUUCCUUGUUGUUAGGUUUUAUAGCUCGGGCAUCGACAGAUAUUCAGGGAAAAUAUAAUGUUAAAGUGAAAGAAAUUGUAUUUAUUAUUCGUAGUCAACCCCAUCCAUUUCAUCGAGAAAGAGCUAAACUUGUACAAAGUGACAUAGAGCAGCAAUGUAGGAUACUUGGAUGGCAAAAUCCUAAGGUUAUACUAUUAAGUGACAAAUAUCCAGACACUGGACAAUGGGUAAUACAACCACUAUUGAAAAAACUCGAGGAUGAUUUUGGUAAAUCCAAAUACAAAUGGAUAUUUUUCUGUGAAGAAGAAACCAGAGUCAAGUUACCUGGUUUACUUAAUGUACUCACAAAAUAUGAUCCUAAUGAUCCAUGGUUUCUUGGCAAAGAGUUACGGGACCAGGAACCAACCAUCAUACACCAUUAUAAAUUUCAUAACAAUCCAUCAGUAUUUGCUUUUCCUGACUUAGAAGCUGGUUGGUUACUUAGUGUCACACUUUUAAAUAUAUUGUCAGAGAAAUGGGAGGCUGGAGAACACCAUAUGGAUUUUAGUAUUGACAUUAAACAUGAGUUGGCAAUCUUCAUCUGGGAUGAUGGCAAAGGUAUUGAACUGACUCAUGUUCCUGAGUUGUGUUCAGGAAAUAUAGGCUCCAAUGAACCAAUGCAGGAUGAUGGUGCAGCAGCAGAAAAAAUGGAAAAAGAUAAGAAGAAUGAAAAAAGGAAAAAGAAAAAUGAUUCUGAUGAUGUUACAGACUGUGUCACAUCAUAUCCAUAUGAUAUUAUUGAUUGUGGUUCAGCUGUACCAAAGAAAGAUAUUUACUUUGCUGUGAAAACUUGUGAAAAAUUUCAUACAGAUAGAGUUCCUGUUAUUAAGAAAACAUGGGCACAACAUGUUAAGCAUAUUUCAUACUACAGUGAAAAAGAAGACAAAUCUAUUCCUACAAUAUCUACUGGUAUACCUAAUACUGAAAGAGGUCACUGUGGGAAGACCUUUUACAUCUUUAAUCACUUCAAAACAGAUCCCUGGUUGAAAAGAAUCCCAUGGUUGGUUAUAACAGAUGAUGAUACUAUACUCAGUGUUUCCAGAUUGCAGAGACUGUUGUCAUGUUAUAAUGCAACUGAACCGGUAUAUCUUGGUGAAAGAUAUGGAUAUGGACAUACUAAACCUGGAUGGGGAUACGAUUACCUUACUGGAGGUGGAGGAUUCAAUUUCAUAUUGUCUUUUGUUUACCAGGCAAGACCUGAUGAUUAUUGUAAAUCAUUUCUGCAACAUCAGACACCAGUAUCAUUCCACAAACACUGGAACAAUGAUCCUUAUAAGGUUUAUGAAGACUGGUUUAGUGUUGAUGAUGAAAAGGGUGAUCUGGUGUUGGACAUCCCAAAGGUUGAUAAAGAAACAGAAAAACCUGAACCAGACAGUGGUGAGCAGUCAAAGGGUGAUAUGGAGUCAUUAGAUGUAAAACCUUUGGAAAAUCAGAAAGAGGAGAAUGUUGCUGAUGAAAAAAGUGAUGAAGAGUCUGCAGAAACAGAUGAACACAGUUUGAAAAGAAAAGAGAGUACAUCCACAGAAUCUCAGGAAAUAAUGACUGAGGAAGAAACUACUGUGUAUAUAAAAGAUAAACAUGUAGAUGAAAAACAGAAACAUGCUGAGCUGUGA
Saccoglossus kowalevskii is the source of this 1685-nucleotide messenger RNA. Its product is annotated as beta-1,3-glucosyltransferase-like. NCBI's taxonomy places the organism in Eukaryota, Metazoa, Hemichordata, Enteropneusta, Harrimaniidae. The record is from RefSeq and is a predicted model, not a curated record. Gene Ontology annotation, molecular function: glycosyltransferase activity. Gene Ontology annotation, cellular component: membrane.